Molecule: messenger RNA, 255 nt
Organism: Brenthis ino (lesser marbled fritillary)
Lineage: Eukaryota; Metazoa; Arthropoda; Insecta; Lepidoptera; Nymphalidae
Source: the annotation of a GenBank genome assembly
AUGAAGUUUGCUUUAUUUGCUCUAGUCCUGACCGGAAUUGUAACUGUCUUCACACAGUUUAUACCAAGCAGUAAAAUGUCCUCCAUGAGACGAGAACACACGGUGCUAUAUUAUCCACAGAAAGCUAAGCCUACUUGUCAGAACCCAACUAUACAUGAGCGAGAAUUUAGCGCUUGUGAUAUACCUGACUGUUUUUGCAACACCCCUAAUGUUAGAGACACCAGGACAAAUAAAUGUAUCCCAUUAUCUGAAUGU